Molecule: messenger RNA, 1428 nt
Organism: Eucalyptus grandis
Lineage: Eukaryota; Viridiplantae; Streptophyta; Magnoliopsida; Myrtales; Myrtaceae
Product: protein S-acyltransferase 11
Exons: 4
Coding region: 249-1271 (340 amino acids)
Molecular function (GO): palmitoyltransferase activity
Source: RefSeq, a predicted model, not a curated record
GAGUCCGGUUCGACCGGGCGCCCCACACCCGACCGACCAAAUCCGUCGCCGGCUUUCGCAGGCUCGCGGUCGCACCAUCGUCAUCAACUCCCUCCCUCCCUUCUCCCUGCCUCUAUCUCGCGGCGACGUUGCUGCGGCGGAGGCGGCGGAGGAUUCGUUGAGGUUCGAUUCCCGGCGGCCCUCGCCGAUCGGACUCCGACGUCGGAAAACGCGAAGUUCCGCCGUUCCGUCGAGGCAGUUUGCGCAGCAUGAUUGACUCGGCUGUGGAUCAUGUUGAAGCAACGAUCAGGGAGGAAAUUGAGAAAAUAUGCUGGGGUUGUGGACUUCGCCUUCUUUUACCGUCCAACGCACCUAUUUUCAAGUGUGGUUGGUGUGGAGCUGUAACCAAUCAACAUGCACAGAAACGAAAAGAUAAGUCCCUGCGGUGGAGACGCUGGCGUGACCGGUGCUUUGUUAGUGUGGUGUCAUUUUUUAUGCUCUGCAUUUUGUGUGGUGGAGUUUGGACUGUUCACCCUGUUGUUUUCUCCAUCAGCUAUAUCUCUGGCAUCUUCCACUGCCUUGUUACUGCAGUAUUGGCAGUAAGUACCUUUACAACCUUCGGCCUUGCUGCAUUUCGCUGUGCAGGCAGGCCUCCAAAUAUACAGUGGGGCAGCUAUCCAGUGGUGGGGAAGGGGGACCUUGAGGACUAUACCUUCUGUCUUUAUUGUUGUAAGCCAAAAUCGCCAAGAAGUCAUCAUUGUCGCUCAUGUGGAAUGUGUAUAGAGGACAUGGAUCAUCACUGCCCAUUUAUAGGGAACUGUGUCGGAGCCACAAACCAUCGGCAUUUUAUUAUCUUCCUCAUCUCGACUCUAAUCAGCACCGUGUACGUCACAAUUAUGUGUUCUUAUGCAGGGUGGCAUAUCUGGCCACCACUGAGGUUUACAUCUCUUGCUCAUCCAUACAUAUUGGCCAGUGGUUCCACUUCAAGAGUGGUCAGAGAACUAUCUCAUGCUUUGUUAGGUUCUGCUAUGCUAUUAUCAACAAGGGGCAUUAUCCUUGUGUACUUAAUUGUUUCCAGCGUCUCUGUUCAGAUAGGCCUCACUAUCCUUUUGUGGCAACAACUAUGUUACAUCUAUGAAGGGCAGACAUAUUUAAGCCAUCUAAGUUCAGGGGCAGAUGGUGGGUCUGGGGGGAGAGAUUGUCAAAACCUCGUGCGUUUUUUCGGUUGUCCCUACUCUUUCUCAAGACAUUUGCCGAUUUUCCGGAGUUCUCGGAAGAAACAUAGAAAAUGAGACCGGAUGUGAAAAAAAAAAAAGGAAAAAAGAAAAAAAAAAAAAACUCAACUCUCUAGUGUCUUGAUCCAUACUUCUCCGAUGUUCCUCUCCCAUAUUCCACUGCUGAAGUUGUCUAUUGCGGAAUCAUCUUGCAAUGAAAUGCCCUUUGUCGUCC